CUUCCUUGUGUUUAGGCACCAUUCCAUGAAUGUGGCAUUGGUGCGCGCCGUGUGCCGCCCAGUCCGCGUGAAUCCCACGGAGAGCUUGGGAGUCUGCGGAGGGCAAUGGCAAGAGAUCGAUGGCGCGGAGAAGGCUACGUGUCUCGCGUUCAAUCCGUGGGGCACGCUUCUUAGUGUCGGCGAAAAGGAAGGGCUCGUGAUCCUGUGGGACUUUUCAUCGAUUCCCAACAUCAUCCGCGAGCUCGGUCCCAAGAAGGUGUCGUCGUCGAUCCCAGAUAUCAAGCAGGCGACGUCCUGCGCGUGGUCUCCAGAUGGACGAAUCCUUGCUGUCGCGUGUGAGUUGAAAGCCGCGUCAGGGUCGGCGAGGAAGGGAACGCUCCUGCUGUGGGAGGUGGAGACGUCGACGCUACUUGCGGCCGUGGCAUGCGAAUCCAUGGCGACUCAUAUCGCGUUUGCGCCUCUCUCAAUGUUCACAAGCUUCACCCCCAUCGACAUUUCCACUGCUGCGAGAUCCGUUUUGUUGUCGUGUGCGAGCGGCGACCUCCAGACCAUCUCAUGGACUACCUCCGCCAUCGACGCGAGCGCCAACGGCGCAACAACUCUACACUAUAUCGACCCCAGCAACGCAAUGCGCCUGCAUUUUCACACAGUCACCAUCGACACAGUCCCCAUCUUCGCGUCGGUGGGCCAAGGCGACGGCGGUGCGCCUUCCGCUUCGUCGGCUCCGUCGGUUCCAUCGACACGGAGCACUGCCCCCGUCGUGAUGGCCAAAUUUGGAUCGGACGUCAUCUUUGUGGUUUCCAUGAAAGGAAGCAUUGCGAUGUUGAACCCACACACGUUCGAGGUCUUGGGGGGGUUGUCGCUGCCGUCCGUCGUCAUUUCGAGCGUCGAUUUGUACGUGGACGCGACGAGUCUCUUAGUGCCGUCGACGAAGGGAGUACAUGAGGUGCUAUUGCUUCGUCACGCGCCGUGGAUGGAGGAAGGCCGGGUGUACACAGCCGGCGCGGCAGUCCGCGCGCCAUGGAUCAUGGCUAGCAAGAGUCCCGACCGCCAGUUUGUGCUCGGGAUUCCCCAGCCCCGUGGUCUUUUUGUCGGGGAGAAAGGCAUGUUCAUGUGGCGAUGCCGGUCCAAAGACCCAACUGACGACGACGACCGCAAUGAAGGCAACAUGUACCACGACCAUCGCUUCGCCGGCGAGUUGGUCGCCGUGGCUUGGCACCCAACGAGAGAAAACCUGAUUGUCGUGUCGUCUGCCGGAUCGGUGCAUGUGCUGGAAGUCCCGUACGAGUCGUCGUGGCCGGGAGCGAUGUACCCGCCGGGGUUUACUCUUAUCACGGACAACGUUGUGUACGACGAGCCCGAGGACGAGUUUGACAUGGUCGAGCCACGGCCGCCACCCUGUCCAGACGAUCCGGCCGCGGCAGUCGAUGUGAUCUCGAUCGACGACGAAGACGGAGCGUGGUUGAAGUACCUUCCCGCGUCCCCCGUGACGACAUGGAACCACGAAGCGCCGUCGUUUGACGAGGAUGACGUGUCCAGCAUCUUUGAUUGCAUGAAGGCACGACCACCACCGCCGAUGGCGACGGCGCCGUCGACCAAGUCCAAGAAACGCAAGACUGGAGGACGGUGAUGACGAAUUCGAACGCUGCGGCCUCGAUGUAUUCCUAACGAGCGAGAAAACUAGUACCAAGCUCGACCAUCCCAUGCUUCCCCAGGAUGUUUCAGGGAUCCCGCGUGGAAGCUCAUCCGGCGGGCAGCUUGGGCCUCGAUCGCGUGAUCAUGGUGGG
Aphanomyces invadans is the source of this 1787-nucleotide messenger RNA. RefSeq lists its product as hypothetical. Gene Ontology annotation, molecular function: protein binding. The transcript is spliced from 2 exons. Gene Ontology annotation, cellular component: Set1C/COMPASS complex. NCBI's taxonomy places the organism in Eukaryota, Oomycota, Saprolegniomycetes, Saprolegniales, Verrucalvaceae. The coding region runs from base 26 to 1630 and encodes 534 amino acids. The record is from RefSeq and is a predicted model, not a curated record.